AACAUUUUUACAAAUUAAUUAAGUAUUAAGCUAUUGUCAGCGAGACGUCAGCUGUGACUUAAUUUUCCAAACGAAAACUUCAAAUUUACCGAAUGACCUGCGAGUUCGUGUGUCGCGCACCGCGUAACUUUAUCACCGUAAUCAAAUGAGAUAUCAAUGCGCUCGUCAGUGAGCUACAUAUUGUCUCACGCGCCAGGAGAGUCGGUGAUGUCGCACCCUGACUACGCGCAGCACGCCCAGCACCAUGCCUGCCUGCUGGUGCUGGUCAAAGGCAUCGGGGGCAUGCUCAAAAACUUCAACAAACUUUGGGAGAGGAUACAGAAAGUCAACAAUAUAAAAGUUACUGAUUCCUCAGGACAAGUUAGAGAUAUCUGGGUGAGGUAUGUCCGGGAUUACCCAGUGGAAAACAAUGACUGGGGUGACUUUCAAACACAUAGGCGGUUGCUAGGCCUAAUUACUCUUAGUAAGUUCACAAACCAAGUGGAAUUGAAUGAAGUGUGCCGAGUCCAUGAAUCUCUCAAGGUGAAGUAUUCCAACACCUUGUACGACUCGAGAGCCUUCAUGUUUGGCCCCGGGAGCAACUUGAAGAAGCCCGAGCAAGAGCCAGAGACGUACAGCUAUGAAGAAGAUAAAGUUUCCAAAGAAGGCAGCAGUUUGAGUGACAAGUAUUCUCUGCCCAGUGAACCAGCAGACAGUUUAUCAUCUUCUGAAAGUUUCCCACAUUCAGCUUCGUCUACUGCAUCAUUUCCUGUCCAAGAAGAGAAUUUCACCACACCAUCAAACUUUAAAACACAUGCUAUGUUUUACGGCGAAAAUGACCCAGUGCCUGACUUAGAGCAGAAUGUAGCAGAUCUCAUAAAUUCUCUAUUCUGGGUGGUAGAAUCUAAGAGGCUGGAGAGAUCUAGAGAAAAGCUUGAGAAAGUAUCCCUACUUUUGGCUCCUUUUGAAAAGAAGGACUUUGUUGGCCUUGAUAUGGAGUCCCGCAAUAAUAAAAAGCGUUGCAUGGGACGCGUGACGAAGAAUCUCGCCGAUUUAACUUUGCAAUCUGGUCUGGUCGCUGAUAGUCUUGGCUUAUACCAUAAUUCGGCGGAAAUUCUAAAGUCCGUGAACGACUGGCUUUGGCUGGCAGCUGCUAAAGAAGGACUCUGCGCCGCUUCUGCAAUUCUUCUUUACCCAAACUUGCGGAAUACAACGCCCCUACAGAGAAAUGCUAGUCUUCAAGAGAAUUCUCCUAAUAAAACAAAACCACUUUCAUUGUUCCAACCAAACAUCGAUCCAUUUCGAAAAUAUAAAGCCACCUCAUCACCUCUUAGAUCUUCAAAGAACUCUAGUCCUAUUAACCCACCCAGUGAACUGACGCCUUCGUCUUCAGAUAGCAUCGACACAUCUUCUAGACAAUCAGAGACUGAUAAUGCUGAUUCCGAAUCUCUAGCAUCAUCCAGUGACAUCGAAUACCAAAGUCAGAAGUCGUUUUACACUUCCGACCAUCCUUCGAUUCCCAGACAACCGGUGACUCAAAUCAAUAACCAGUACCUUUUGAAUGGAGAAGAAAUAGCUGAGAAGUAUCGUAAAGCGAUCAUACACUACAGCAAGUAUCAGAACGCUGGUAUAAUCGAGACUGAGGCGUGCUUCAAAGCCGCUAGGAUCGCGGUAGAGCAGAACAAUAGUCUGCACGCGUCCAGUUUUUUGCAGAACGUUAUUUUUAUCAACUUGACUUUAAGUGAACAGGAGAAGAUACAAAGAUUUGACACACUUGCUGAGCUAUACAAAGAGAUAGGGUUCCUCCGCAAGGCAGCAUUCUGCCAGCGCCUCGCGGCCACUCGGCAAGUGAGCCCGAACAACCCCAAUCCGGACUGGCAGCGCUGCUACUACCUCAUGCUGCACAGCUUCCCGGGGCACAGGCUGAGCCUCGACCCUAACUACGUCAUACAGCACCAAGUUGGUUGGCCAGCGCUGCAAAUCCAGUUGCUCCAAGAGUUGGUGGUGGCCGCGCGACGCAUGGGACACCCCGCUCUAGCCACGAGACACAUGACCUUCCUGCUGCAGACCAUGUGGCCGCACCUGGCGCGCCAGGAGCACCGGGACCUGGCCAUCCAGCUGCAGGCCCUCUCAGCGCAGUGCGAAGGCGGCCCGGUGCCCUUAGUCCUGGAGACAGGCGAGGUGAUCCCGCCAGCUAACCUCACGCACGUGCCGCACUGCUCGUGGUUCAGCCCGAGGCCUCUGCCGCCGCCGCGCGCGCCGACACUCGUCAAGUGCAAGACGCAGACCGGGCCCUUCAUCUUCACGCCGAUACACUUCGGCACGCUGGAGCGGAAGACGAAGAAGGAUGAGGGGAAAAUGGAGUACCUAUGGGUCGAGGACGACAUCUGCGAGGUUCAAAUGAAGCUAACAAAUCCUCUGCCAUUCGAGCUGAAAGUCUCCAACAUGCGGCUCUUGACCUCCGGCGUGGUCUUCGAGUCUAUCCCAGAGACAAUAAUCCUCCCACCGGAUUCACCGACCACAGUCAACCUCCACGGCACGCCCAAAGAAGUCGGCGAACUUCAGAUCCUGGGCUAUUCGACUCACACUUUAGGAGUCAAGUCAAACUGUAGGCUCAAAAACAUGCCGAUGCCGAACAAAUUCCCAGCAUCUUUUACCAUCGAAGUGAUUCCCAGCCUGCCCACUAUAACUAUCGAAACAACAGUAGCGCCUUCUGGUAGCGUAAGCUUGUCGAGUCUCGAGAACAUUGGCAGCACUACAAACAUUUCACUGCACAACGGAGAAAGCACAGAGUGCACUAUGAAGAUUACGAACACUAGUAACGUGCCUAUCGAAUACCUUGACAUAGCUAUCCAGUCUAACAUGGAUAGCCAACUCCAAUCAAAAGUGUUCCAAUUCUCGACCGAAGAUAUCAAGGCUCAGUUACCGAUCCCUCCAGAUGAGACUGCAACCAUCGUAAUGAAACUGUAUGGGGAGGCUGACUUCCUUGACCUAGGCGGAGUAGGCGGCGAGAAUCUGUUUCCGAACAGCCUCACUUCAAACUACCCUUCGAGGGUUGGCUCACCAGUACCAAAUGCACAAACAUCUCUGCCAACGCAGAGUUCCAAUCCGCAAACUUCGUUGAGCAGUGGACUGAUGGCCAACAGGACUUCUGGGAGCUUUAGAUCAACCAAUUCUCAUACUACAAGCUGGUCGGCUCCGAUCUCAGUCAUGCCACCGUCUAGAGGCCGACAAAUCGAAACUCAAGUAAUAAUUAGGUAUUCAGGAGGCGCCGGCAAAGAGCUUCAUUGUCGCCAGUCAACGCUUCAAAUCAACUUGGAGUUGUUGCCUAGUGUUUCUAUCACUCAUUGGGACGUGCUGCCUGCAGAGAUCCCAACCCAACUGUACCUGGUGCUAGACGUGACGAACCUGACCGGCGAAGAAAUGGAGUUCCACUACGCGCCCGGCAAGCACAUCCUGGUGGAGAGCAAGGAGUCCUGCCGCGUGCCCGUGCCGCUCGACCGCUGCCCCUUCAGCGCCACGCCGCCCAAGCUGGACGACGAAACUGCCGAAUCAAAGUCCACUGCCACCGGCACGUCGACCAACAGCCUGGAGCUCAUGUGCUCGGAGCACAUCACCAACCACGUGGCGCUGCGCUGGCGCCUCACGACCAGCGGCGCGGGCGGGCGCGCCUGCGUGCGCGGCAUCACGCUCUCGCAGGCCAUGAUGGACAUCGUGCGGAUGUCGCCGCUCAACUGGGAGGUGAGCGUGAACCAGCAAGUGAUAGCUCCGCAGCAGGAGCUUCGCUGCGCGGCGGGCGAGUGCGUUGCUUUAGGAGUGCGCGUGCGCAACCGCCUGCCGCGCGCGCUGGCCCGCCUGCGGCUCUCCGUGCAGCUCUACCAGGACUACAACAACGGCGCGCUCAGCUACCGCCUCGACAGCCGGGUCGCGGCCGCCGGGAACAACAAAGUCGUAUUACCUACUCUCCCAGAAUCGGCAAAGGCGUAUCACGAAUGUACGGUAGUAUUCCUUACUCCUGGGGAAUACAAGAUCGACAUACAAUGCUCCACCACGGAACCGGUGCUCGAGGACACUGCGAUACUCAAGGAGUCGGAUCACCAGUCGCUCAUCCAGCCGUGCGCCGGCGAAGUUAGUCAUGUAUGGAGAUUCAUUCCACCUGUAGCUAUAAGCGUCACGGAUUAAUAUUAUUUAUUUAUUUUUGUAUGCUACCAAUUAUUGUUCAUAUUAAAUAGCUUGACCUUAUUCAAAGCUUAAUAAUAAUGAGAUAGGCUUUCCAUUUUUCGUGCUAUUUCCUACCUUUUUCUUCUCCUUUACUUCCGUUUUACACAGCUACUAGCGCCAUCUGGCGUUUCCCCCCACCAGGCAGUGUUCGCGAUUGCGAACUUCUAGCGUCAUUGGCGUUUUGUUUUUCGUCGAGUGCGGACGGUCUCACUGAACUGCGUACUAAAUUCAGUCGACCGUUAUUUUCGUUCCUACCUACGAUGAUGGAUGAUUCGGAAACAGUGCAAAAUGUGGGGGAAAAUGAGGCGCGUGAUCAACCAGGUCCAUCUAGACCUAGGCCGAGGUCGGAGUCUUCGUCCAGCAGUUCCUCAAGUACGGACUCAUCAAGUUCGGAUUCCUCGAAGCGCAAGCGGAAACGUCGACAUCAUCGGCGCCAUAAACGGAGCAAGCGGGCUAAACGGUCCGAUGCCAGGUUAGAACAAUUAUUUAAAGAAGUGAGUGAUUUACGUUAUCAUUUGGAGAAUAGGAAUAAUAUUGAUUUGGACGAUUG
This is a messenger RNA of Ostrinia furnacalis (Asian corn borer), 4750 nucleotides long. It is a transcript of the gene brun, whose product is annotated as trafficking protein particle complex subunit brun. The transcript is spliced from 21 exons. Lineage: Eukaryota; Metazoa; Arthropoda; Insecta; Lepidoptera; Crambidae. The record is from RefSeq and is a predicted model, not a curated record. The coding region runs from base 157 to 4161 and encodes 1334 amino acids. Gene Ontology annotation, cellular component: trans-Golgi network.